AUGAUGAAUGCCUCAGUAAGUUAUGAUUUGGAAGAAUUUUUGUCCUUUCCAUCUGAACGUGCUUCAGCCACGGUUCCGUCUGUUGUCGAGUCGGAACAAAUUAUGUUUAAUUCAAACAUAGAUUCAGAAAAUCAAUAUAUGCAUUGGACAGAUACAACCACUAAUGCACUGAUCCAUGUAUAUAAAGAACACUAUAAAAAAGUAGGGAAGUCAAUCAAAAGCCAGAAGAAACUGUUUGAAAUUAUUGCAGACAUUUUAAAUAAAAGGUACAAGUUAACGUUGACAGGAGAAAGAGUCAGUAAUAAAUGGAAGACGUUAGAGAAAAGUUUUAAAAAUGUUGUAGAUAACAAUAAUAAAACAGGUAGAGGAAGAAAAUUUUUUAAAUUUGAAAAAGAAAUGGAAGAAAUAUUUAUAAAACAAAAGAAAAUUAAUCCGGAUAUUCUGUUGUCUGAAGACACGGUUGUUGAUAAUUCAACUGUUCGACAGGAAUCUGAAAAGGAAAAUGCUGUACCCAAAAAUGAACAAGAAAAAAAAGACAAACCUACAAGGCUUGGUACCCAAAAAAGAAGUCGAACUGAUGUAUUAGACAUUAUUAGGCAAGAUAGACUAAAAUAUAAUAAAGAACAACUUUCAAUUAAAAAGGAGAGACUUGCUAUUGAAAAAGAGAAAAUUGAAGAACAAAAAAGAAGGAAUAAUUUGCUAGAAGAAAGAAAUCGAUUAAUAAAGGAAUACUUAAAAAUACCUAAUGAAAGUCAUUAA
Messenger RNA from Psylliodes chrysocephalus, 759 nucleotides. The record is from the annotation of a GenBank genome assembly. Lineage: Eukaryota; Metazoa; Arthropoda; Insecta; Coleoptera; Chrysomelidae.